This is a messenger RNA of Melanotaenia boesemani (Boeseman's rainbowfish), 2529 nucleotides long. RefSeq lists its product as uncharacterized. The transcript is spliced from 8 exons. Gene Ontology annotation, biological process: receptor guanylyl cyclase signaling pathway; intracellular signal transduction; cGMP biosynthetic process. NCBI's taxonomy places the organism in Eukaryota, Metazoa, Chordata, Actinopteri, Atheriniformes, Melanotaeniidae. Bases 129 to 2300 code for a protein of 723 amino acids. Gene Ontology annotation, molecular function: peptide receptor activity; guanylate cyclase activity. The record is from RefSeq and is a predicted model, not a curated record.
UCCACUACGAAGGAUCGGAAUUUAGAGCUGGUUCGUUCAUGAACGACACAUUACUCUCCCGGACUCGGUCCUUCUGCAGACUCUGAGAGAACCGUCUGAGGUGGAGCACCAUCUGCAGGACAAGUCUCAUGUCAAGGCCGGACUUGAUGAAAGAGCAGUGUUUCACACCUGGGACCCUGUCCUCGGCCUCUCUGAAAAGAAGAUUCCUAAGAAAGAGGAGAAUUGCUCCGCGCGCGCUGCAGGAUGCGGACUCCGACUGCGAGCUGUGCAGGUGUUCUGUGUUUUCCCUGUCUGGCAGCAGUCGCUCUGUCCGCCGGAUUCUGACUGCCUGCCUGCUCUCCUUUCUGGCCCUGCUCGGCUCCGUAUCCAUCGACCUCAGCUCCAACUUUGACCUGUUGCACACCACAGAGGCUGCGUACGAGGAGCUGACAUCGUGCAGGACGAUAGCUCUUCUACAACUCAUCAGUAACCUUCAAAAGAUGAGACAUUUAUUUACAAAAGAUGCAGGCAAUGAAACGCUGGAAACAGGUUUUGAUCAUCUUUGUGGUGAAAUGGUGAGCUACAGUGACUAUAAUGGGUUUCCUUGCACUGCUGAGUUGCCUGGAUUGUGCCAGGAGGCGAUGAGGAGCAUCCAGGGAUUCCUUAAUACUUCGUUGGAUUCAAACAGCUCAAGUGAAAAGAUUACUUUUGCUUUUACUCUAACUAUUGAGAGACUUAUCAACGUCUGGGGCGCUGUAGAGGAUGCUUUAUUCAAAGCAAAACAAAACUCUAAUUGGAGAGAUGUUCUGUCUGCAAGACUUCUGGUGACAUUCAUAGAGCUCAACCACCAGCUGAUGAACUCCCACCACAUGACAACUCCUACUGGUUUCCAGCAUAAGUGGACAUACACUCUGAGCCGUCUAAGCUUUGCCAUGAUCAUGACCGAGCAGCUGAAUCACUGCUGGUUAGAGAAUGUAGACCUGGAGAUAAAUUCCAGCCUGGAAGCUCAACACUCUUAUGUUUUUGACACAAGCCGUUGGCAGAUUUCUAGAGCAGGAGCUGAGCUUCUGUCCGGGUCUCCUGCAGGAAUCCAGGCUCUGAUAAACACUCAGAAAUGCUUGUUUGACCGGUCAGCGUUGGUUCUUAGGUUGGCGUCCCGAUCCAUGUCGUCAGUUCUCAGUAUGAGGAUCUGCCUGCUGGUCAUAGCCUGCCUCAUCUACACCGUGGUGAUGCUCUCUUUCAAGCAGAUGACUGAGUGGAUACAAAACUACGCCCACAGUUUGAAGGAGAGGACCGAGGACCUGAAGCGUCAGAGGCAGCUGGCUGAAGAUUUGCUGCACCAAAUGCUGCCAAAGUCAGUCGCCAAGCAGCUCCGUAAGCAUAAACAUGUUGAAGCCGAGAGCUACGAAAAGGUGACCAUUUUUUUCUCAGACAUUGUGGGCUUCACAUCCAUCUCUGCGUCCUGUAAUCCUCUACAAGUGGUGGAGAUGCUCAACAACCUCUACAUGUGUUUUGACACACGCAUUGACUCCUACGAUGUGUACAAGGUGGAGACGAUAGGAGAUGCGUACAUGGUAGUGAGCGGCCUACCGGAGAGAAACGGGGACAAACAUGCAGACGAGAUCGCCAAGAUGGCGCUGGAUCUGGUGGCAGCUGUCAGACAGGUCUCCAUCCCUCACAUGCCCAACAAGAGGCUGCAGCUCCGAGCUGGCAUACACACAGGACCAUGUGUGGCAGGAAUAGUCGGCUACAAGAUGCCAAGAUACUGCUUGUUUGGAGAUACUGUCAACACAGCCUCAAGAAUGGAGUCCACCAGCCUGCCUCAGAGAAUCCACACCAGUUCAGAAACAUAUCUAGCUCUGAUCAAAGACAAUGCCUAUGAGCUGCAGCUCCGUGGAGAGACUGAGGUUAAGGGAAAAGGCAAAAUGAACACGUACUGGCUGAUUGGCCAUAAGAACUACAGUGUGCAGAACGACAGUCUGGUUUGCCACUGGAAUCCCAACAUGGCCAGAAAGAAAAAGACAGUUGCUGGCAGCCAGGCUUCUGUGGGUAAUUCAUCUGUGACAGUGCAGAGCCUCAGUGACAACGCCACCACGCCGGGCUCUCUUCCUUCUUCUGCACUGAACCAAACUCCACUGAAGCGUCAGUCAGACAAGGUUGGGCUGAGCGUGGCAGCUCAGAUGGAGCCUUAUGGAGGGAGCUAUGGCACCCUGGGCUCAAUGAUCGGUGGUCUGCAGGGAGGAGAUGACAGUCCUCUACCUGUCCAGCGGGGUGGUGGACUCAAACCUGACCUACUGCCUACUUCCAAUCAGCACAUGUGACUGACAUAAGCCAAGCAAAGACUAUAGUAGAUAUUACUUUGAAGUAUAUGUAUUUUAAUUGCCUUAAAAACAAUUCACCUUCUCCAUAUUGUGUUUUGAACAGCUUAUUUGAUGUAGUAGUGUUAUUUUUUUGUGACAUGUGUUUACUUAUGUUUUGUAUUUGUCAUGCAUUUUGUCUGUUCAGUCCACAUUUUAAGUGUUUGGACACUCAGUUACAAUACAUGUUUUC